Messenger RNA from Cicer arietinum (chickpea), 2034 nucleotides. RefSeq lists its product as uncharacterized. NCBI's taxonomy places the organism in Eukaryota, Viridiplantae, Streptophyta, Magnoliopsida, Fabales, Fabaceae. Gene Ontology annotation, molecular function: starch binding. Gene Ontology annotation, cellular component: membrane. The record is from RefSeq and is a predicted model, not a curated record.
AUAAAAAGGACCCCACAAAACCUCUAACAAAACACACUCUCACCACCAACAUCAGAUGGAUUCUGCAUCUUAACCCACAAAACAACAAAAGCUAAUCGAACAAGGAACCAGACAUCACUUGUGUCUUAAUUACUUGCUCUGUUUCAGAUCAAACUUCACCACUUUAACUGUGAUGAAAGCCUUCACAAGCUUUAGUUCUAAACCUAUACUCCAUAAUAAGCUAGGAUCUUUGUCUCCUAGUGUUGCCUUUCGUUUUUCUGAUAAACCCUUUUCUUGUUUCUUUCUUCCAUUCAGAAAUUACCAAAAAGGUUCCAUUUUUUGUCUCUUGAAACUUGUCCAAAAUAAGGGUAUUUUCCCUUUUCAUGCUGUGCCAUCAGAACACCAGGAAGUAGACUUGGAAACUGUUGAGCCUCGAGUUCAACAAAGUGAGCAAACAAAUGAAUCGAACUUUGUUCGAGUGGAGUUUCAGUUACAAAAAGAUUGUGACUUUGGGGAACAGUUUCUAAUAGUUGGAGAUGAUCCUAUGCUUGGUUCAUGGAACCCUUUAGAGGCAUUACCAAUGACAUGGUCUGAUGGCCACUUAUGGACUUUGGAACUGGAUAUACCUGCCGGAAAACCAGUCCAGUACAAGUUCAUACUAAAAGGAAUAGAAGGUGAUAUUAUUUGGCAGCCAGGGUUAGAUCGAAUUAUUCACACAUGGGAAACUAUGAACAGAAUAAUUGUUUGUGAGGAUUGGGAGAAUGCAGAACUUCAGAAAAUAAUAGAAGAAGAUAGACUUUUUCAACCAAAUGAGGAACUUCAGAUUCUAUCAGAAGUGUCAACUUCUACCGAAAUUUCGGAUAAUUCUCGAGAUGAAAUGGAAUUCAAUGUAUCCAACAUAUCCGGCAUUGAAGAUACACAAAUUCACGAAGAGGAGAAACCGAUUGUUGAACAAGUCAUGCAGCAAAACAGUGAUGACAGUACUUCUUCAUCAACUGAGAAACCAAUGGCUAUUAUUGCGGAAAACAUAGGUUCCUCAGAGGAUCUCAUGGAAAGUACAACUCAUGGAACGUAUAAAAGGAAUGCGGUUCAAAAGAGUGAAGAAUCUGCGGAUGGUCGACAAAAUGGUUAUAUUAUACAUGAUAUUGAAUACAAUGGAAAUGCGGCCGCACUAAACAAUCUGGAAGGAACGACUGUGGAGGGAAGCUUAUUCGAUUUUGAAGGAGGUCCGGUUCUUGUACCUGGCUUAAUACCGCCGACUGAAGAAGGAGCUGGUUCAGGUGAAGUUGAAGAAGAAGAAGAAGAAGAAGAAGAAGAAGAAGAAGAAGAAAAGACUGCCAUAGCCAUAGACCCUUCAAUCGAACCUUUUGAAACUCAAGUUCAGAAUAUACCAGAGUUCAGUAAGGAUGAAGAAUCAGAAGAUGCAACACAACAAGAGAUAACUACAACAAUCAAUGAUGAGCUGAUUUCCUAUGAAGAGCAGUUUCAUUUAGCACCAACAAUGGAAGAAGGGUCAAACUCACAUCCAAUUCAUGGUAAUGCAUUGCAAAAUGACAUCAACUGGGGCCGCGAAACCGUAAAGAAGUUUCUAACAAAAUUUGGAUUGCUUUGAUGUCAACUUUUUACAGAACAGCUACUAGGAGAAACUUGUUCACUGAAAAUGAUCAUGAGUUAUGUGAUUGUUCUCAUCUUCUUGCCUAAAUUUUUAUUGGCCUGGAAAAGAUGGAUAAGAGCUCAAGGUGUUUCGUGGCAAUGAUUAAUGAUUGUGGCUGUAUUUUAAAAAUAACUUCAUAGUACGGACUCUAAUUCGAUCUCAGUAAAAUUAGUUUAAAGUGAUAAUACAUGUCUCCUUUUAACUAAUGUGUUUUAAUUUUACUAUGUUAUCUUGUUAUUUGGAUUGUAUUAUUCUUUCAGUUUUGGCCAUUUUUGUAUAGUUCUUGGAGUUUCAUGGGAGAUAGAAGAAGCUAUUGUUAUGUAGUGCAAUAUUGCAUAACUGGUUUGUAAAAGUAUUGUAAUAAACUACGAAAUGCAUUUGUUGUUAUUUCCUAUUUAGUA